Zea mays is the source of this 1320-nucleotide messenger RNA. Its product is annotated as protein FAR-RED IMPAIRED RESPONSE 1-like. Lineage: Eukaryota; Viridiplantae; Streptophyta; Magnoliopsida; Poales; Poaceae. The record is from RefSeq and is a predicted model, not a curated record. The transcript has 5 exons. Bases 1 to 1320 code for a protein of 439 amino acids.
AUGGUGCAGGAAGAAGAACAAGGAGGGUACCAGUUAGCGUCAGAUGGAAUUACGCAUACAGAAUCAGCUACUGCUGUAAACGCAAUUACUCCACCGGCAGCUUUGAGGGCCCCAGGGGUUGAUGAACAGACCAUAUUUGAGGCAUCAAGGAUGACAGUAACUGAAGGAGGGCAGCACCUUAAUACUAUGCGUACUAUUGGUGAUCAUGAACAGGACACACCAGUGAUUCUGCAGAGACAUGAAGUUACAAUUGAUCCGAGAUUAGUACCUAAAGUUGGUAUGACAUUCAGUGGGGUGGAUGAAGCAUAUAAAUUUUAUAGUAGGUAUGCAUAUGAAGUUGGAUUUCCAUUGAAAAAGUAUAGGGAACGGAAAAAUUGUAAGUGGUUGAAUUGCUCGAUGGAAGGCAAAAGAUCAGUAAGGGGAAUAUCAAACCCAAAGGUACGUAGUACCAGUUCGAAACGGACACAAUGCAAGGCCGGUAUGAAACUUAAAAAAAUUUAUGAUGAUGCAAAAGAGACAGUUAUAUCAGUGCGUAUUGAUCUGUUGCACUUGGAUCAUAAUCAUGAAUUUUUUAAAAAGGAUACCGAAAAGAAUCAAUUACAAUGCAACAAGACGCAUGAUCCUGAAUACAUGGAGUUCAUAAGUUCAAUGCAAGAGAGUCGAAUCCCGCAACAUUGUAUUAUGGAUUAUGUAUCAGAAAUGCACGGUGGUCCUGAGAGUGUGCCUGUAACAGCACAGGACAUGUAUAACCUGAAAAAGGCAAAGCAACGAGAAAGAAAUGCAAAUGAUGUGGCAAAGCUACUAUCCUUUUUUGCAUCCUGCAAAAAGGAUAAUCCACAAUUUUUCUCUGACUUCCAAUUGGAUAAAGAAGGCAAGAUUUUAAGCAUAUUUUGGUCACAUGCAAGCCAGCAAGGGGAUUACAUUGAUUUUGGUGAUGCGGUUACAUUUGACACAACACAUAAGACUAAUCUGUAUGAAAAACCACUAGGUAUGUUUGUUGGUUCAAAUCACCACCUACAUUGCACUAUAUUUGCUUUCGCAUUGUUGGGGGAUGAAACUGUUGAUACAUUUGAAUGGGUAUUCAACGCCUUCAAAACAUGCAUGGGAACCGAAGGUCCACGAGUGAUGCUGACAGAUCAAGAUCCUGCAAUGCCAGUAGCCCUCGAGAGGGGUCAAAAGGAAACGAACACGCUAUACAUGUUUGAGAUAAGGGUUGCAAGAGCAUACACAAGGGCUGUGAUGUGUAGAUUCCAGGAAUCUUUGAAAUAUGCAACCGCAUUCAAGAUAAUGCAUGACGAAGAAGGGGGUGCAAAUGAUUGA